CCCCCCUCUUCUCUCGUUCCUUUGACUCUCCCCUGUCUGAACAGGCUGUGGUCUGCCUGAUGUUGAUCCGACGCAGCAUUUGCCGGUUUCCCACGCCGUCGAGCUGGACCUCGCGGCUUUCACCAGCCAUCAUGCCUCUCCGCGCGAAGGUCACCAACCCAGCCUUUACGGCUCCUACUGCCAUUAUGAACUACUCUACGACAACCAUAGGUGAUAGCAAGAAAGAUGACGUCCUGUUCAACUCUCUCUACGGCGUGCGGUUGAUAGAGCUCAACCGCCCGAAGAAGUACAACGCCCUGGAUCAAUCGAUGGUUGAGAAGAUUUAUGCUCGCCUCCUGGAAUUGGAGAAAUCUCAGCUUGCCUCCGUGGUCAUGUUGUCCGGAGUAGGAGAGAAGGCUCUGUGUGCCGGUGGGGAUGUUGCUGCCCUGGCUCUGCAGAACGAGAAGGGAGAGGAAGGACAGGAAGCCUCUGCCAAUUUUUUCAGACUCGAGUACCGCCUCAACCACCUCAUUGCCACCUACAGCAAGCCCUUCAUUUCCGUGAUGGACGGCAUCACCAUGGGCGGCGGGGUUGGCCUCAGCGUUCACGCCCCGUUCCGUAUCGCGACCGAGCGCACCUUGGUCGCCAUGCCUGAGACCGACAUCGGCUUUUUCCCGGACGUGGGUGCUUCGUUCUUCCUGCCGCGUCUUGACGGCGAGUUGGGCACCUACCUGGCUUUGACCUCGAAGCGUCUGCGUGGCGCACAGGCCCUAUACGCCGGCUUCGCCACGCACUACGUGGAUUCGAGCGUACUGGGCAACUUGACACAGCGUCUGUCGGAACUGGUCUUUAAGGAUUACGCCACGCUGCAGGAGCGCCUCGACUUGGUCAACGCCACCAUCGCGGAGUUUUCCUCGGGAGUUCCGCCGUAUCAAUUAAGCCAAAUCGCGGUCAUCAACCGCUGCUUCGGGCACAACACGAUUGAAGAGAUCUUCCAGGCUUUGGAGCAGGAGAGUAAGAAAGAGACAAGUGAGUUCAAGGAAUGGGCUGAGGAAACCCUGGAAAUACUGAAGUGCCGCUCGCCUACCUCCCUCAAGGUGACUCUGCGGCAGAUGCGUCUGGGCAAGCAAUGGUCGAUCCUCGAGACCUUCAAGCGCGAGGCGCAUAUCGCCUCCUUGUUCAUGAAGCACCCGGACUUCGUCGAGGGCGUCAAAACCAAGCUGAUCCACAAGACUGGUAAGCCCUCUUGGAAGCCCGCCGAGGUGAACGAGGUCACCACCGAUAUGGUCGACCGCUUCUUCACGUAUUCGGAGGACUCCGAGGCCGCAUUCCCUCUCGAGCAGUACAGGGAUCUCAACUUCCGGGAAUAUCCCCACCACUACGGUCUACCCACGGAGGAGGAGAUCCGGCGAUUUGUCCGCACGUCCGCCGGCGAGGAUCCGAUCAAGAGCUUUGUCCGCCGGUCUGGGGGCAAACCGGGCGUGCAGGAGAAGGUGUCCGAGGUUCUGAGCCGAAAGGCCAAGAAGGGUGAGGAUGGCGCCUGGCUUUGGGAAUAAGCUGGGGUGAUUCCAAACCUUAAUAGCAGAAAGAAAGCACUACAAGGGAGUAAUUAUCGGGAUGGGAAUGUGUAUAGUCAUAUGUACCGAUUGGAGUUCUGAUUUCUGGCCUGAUAUUACGAUAUGGCCUGUUUGAUACAGUUAGACUUAAGUUCAAGUUCUUCUGGGCCAUUUUCAUUCGAAGUAG
Molecule: messenger RNA, 1722 nt
Organism: Aspergillus saccharolyticus JOP 1030-1
Lineage: Eukaryota; Fungi; Ascomycota; Eurotiomycetes; Eurotiales; Aspergillaceae
Product: mitochondrial 37S ribosomal protein mS47
Exons: 3
Coding region: 60-1535 (491 amino acids)
Biological process (GO): L-valine catabolic process
Cellular component (GO): mitochondrion
Molecular function (GO): 3-hydroxyisobutyryl-CoA hydrolase activity
Source: RefSeq, a predicted model, not a curated record